AUGGCUGGUUGCUUGGGAUGCGCUGGUGCGAAGGAUGUCAUUCUCCUCAACAUCAUGCGUGCGUUGACUGGUAUUGGAGGUGGUUUGAUGACGAUGGGUAGACUAUGCAUUCUUUUCACUUUUCACUUUUCACUUUUCUUGCCGCCUUCAACCAUGCCGCUUAUUCUACCUUUUUCGCCUAGAUCACGCCAUCUCUGCAUCAAUCGUAUACCUCAUUCGAUCCCUCGGAAUGUUUGGGGUGUCGCCGUCACCUCUGCGAUUGUUCAAAAUACAUUGCGCUCUGGCCUCGCCGGGGCCUUGAGUGGCCUACCAGACAAAUGGAAAGUACAUCCCCGCCUUGAUCUUUCAAAGGUUUACCCGCGAACAAUUGCUGAUCACUUGCCAUUCUCCUUCUCGUCAGGUGAUUUAUGA
Penicillium maclennaniae is the source of this 411-nucleotide messenger RNA. Its product is annotated as MFS drug transporter. The coding region runs from base 1 to 411 and encodes 136 amino acids. The transcript has 3 exons. The record is from RefSeq and is a predicted model, not a curated record. NCBI's taxonomy places the organism in Eukaryota, Fungi, Ascomycota, Eurotiomycetes, Eurotiales, Aspergillaceae.